AUGUUUAGUCUCGCGCGAUUCGGGACCGUUGCCGGUCUAUUUUUACUGGCUCAAGCAGCCCCGGCUCCACUGCGCAGAGAUGUCAGCUCUUCACUCCUGAACAAUUUGGACCUCUUUGCACAGUACAGUGCCGCCGCAUACUGUUCUGAGAACUUGAACUCCACCGGCACUAAAUUGACAUGCUCUGUUGGCAAUUGUCCUUUGGUAGAAUCGGCAUCUACCAACACCUUGGAUGAAUUUAACGAAUCGUCAUCUUACGGCAACCCCGCUGGGUACCUCGCGGCCGAUGAGACUAACAAACUGCUAGUCCUGUCUUUCCGGGGUAGCUCUGACUUGGCCAACUGGGUAGCCAACCUCAACUUUGCCCUCGAGGAUGCCAGCGAUUUGUGUUCCGGAUGUGAAGUGCACAGCGGUUUCUGGAAGGCAUGGAGCGAAAUCGCCGAUACCAUUACUUCCAAGGUGGAAUCCGCCUUGUCGGAUCAUUCCGAUUAUUCCUUAGUCUUGACCGGACAUAGUUACGGCGCUGCGCUGGCAGCCCUCGCAGCGACUGCUCUGCGGAAUGCCGGGCAUAGUGUUGAGCUGUACAACUACGGACAACCUCGACUUGGAAACGAGGCAUUGGCAACAUAUAUCACGGACCAAAACAAGGGUGGCAGCUAUCGCGUCACGCACACGAAUGAUAUUGUGCCUAAGCUGCCACCCACGCUACUCGGGUAUCAUCACUUCAGCCCGGAGUACUAUAUCAGCAGUGCCGACGAGGCAACAGUGACCACCACUGAUGUGACUGAAGUUACAGGAAUCGAUGCAACGGGCGGUAACGAUGGAACGGACGGAACUAGCAUCGAUGCUCAUCGGUGGUACUUCAUUUACAUUAGCGAAUGUUCGUAG
Molecule: messenger RNA, 888 nt
Organism: Aspergillus caelatus
Lineage: Eukaryota; Fungi; Ascomycota; Eurotiomycetes; Eurotiales; Aspergillaceae
Product: lipase family protein
Exons: 4
Coding region: 1-888 (295 amino acids)
Biological process (GO): lipid catabolic process
Source: RefSeq, a predicted model, not a curated record